CCCUCCAAAAUCACAACAAUAAUAAUUUAAAGUUUUAAAAAUAAUUUAUCCAAAAAGACGCAAUUUUUAUUUUUAUUUUCAAUUUGGUAUUUUGUGUUUAAUUGUUUAUUGAUUGUGAAAUGUGAAAAAGAAAUUUACAGAAAGAAAAGCAAAAGCUUCUCUCUUCCUUUCUUCUUCUAUGCCCAUUUGCUCUCUCAUUGAAUUUCCUCCCAAUUUCCUUCGGUAUAAAUCCCACCCCACAACCAAGUUUCAAUCUUUUUCUUCUUCUUCUUUCUUCUUCUUCUUCUUCUUCUAAUUCUUUCAUUUCUCCGCCGCCAGCCAUGCCAGUUUCAGUUUGGUGGGGGAAGAAGUUCAGUAGUAGCAAGAGCAGCAGCCCGACCAGCGGCGGCAACAGCAACGAGAGCUCGUUUUCUCCCAAGUCGGCGGCCAAGAUUAAUAUCACCAGGAGGCACAGCUCCGAUUCACCAUCAGGUACUCCCGGGUUGACCGGUUCUUCGCGCGCCGGGAAAGAUUCCUCCGGCGGAUCCUCUGGGUUCUUCGGGUUCGAUUCGGAUGCCGACAGGCGCGGGCACCCUUUGCCCCGGCCGUCCGUCAGUGAUCGCGGCGGCGAUCAGGGAGUAGGUGUCGUCGGGUUUGGGAUUGGGUCGGGUUCCGGUUCUGCUUCCGGGUCUAUUUCCAGCGUCAGCUCGACUGGGUCAGCGGGUGAUGAGCCCCAGAUUGGAAGUGGUGAUCAUCAGGCGGCGUUUUUCGGCGGUUACAGGUCACCCGCCAAUCCAGGAGGGCGAGCUGAAGCUAAGUUCUAUGUGGGCUCUCGAAGCCCCGGUCCAGGAUCGAGAAGCCCUGGUCCGAGGUCAAGAAGCCCUGUACCUGGUUCAAGAGGUGCAAGCAGGCCUACCUCACCACUCCAUGCGCGGUUAGGCGGUAUGAAUCUCGAUUCGCCAACUGGGAGGUCCGAAGACAGCAAAAGCCAAUGUCACCCAUUGCCUCUUCCCCCAACUUCACCCACUAGUCCUUCAUCUUCCUCCACAACUAGCACAAGAAAUCAUGGAGGGGGUGAAACAAUGACUGCGACACUGUCAAAAUGGAAGAAAGGAAAGCUUCUUGGAAGGGGAACUUUCGGUCAUGUUUACCUCGGAUUCAAUAGUGUAAACGGGCAGAUGUGUGCGAUAAAAGAAGUCAGGGUGGUGUCAGAUGACCAGACAUCAAAAGAAUGUCUUAAGCAACUGAACCAGGAAAUAAAUUUGCUUAGUCAACUUUCACAUCCAAACAUUGUUAAAUACCACGGGAGUGAAUUGAGCGACGAAACACUUUCAGUUUAUUUGGAGUUCGUCUCUGGUGGUUCGAUUUACAAAUUACUUCAAGAGUAUGGUGCCUUCAAGGAGCCAGUCAUCCAAAACUAUACCCGGCAGAUUCUGGGCGGACUGGCCUACUUACAUGGAAGGAAUACUGUUCACAGGGACAUCAAAGGAGCCAACAUAUUAGUUGAUCCUAAUGGUGAAAUCAAAUUAGCGGACUUUGGCAUGGCUAAACAUAUUACAAAUUGCUCUUCAAUGCUUUCAUUCAAGGGAAGUCCUUACUGGAUGGCACCUGAGGUUGUAAUGAAUUCAAAUGGCUACAGUCUUGCUGUGGAUAUAUGGAGUUUGGGAUGUACAAUACUUGAAAUGGCAACUUCAAAACCGCCAUGGAGCCAGUAUGAAGGGGUGGCUGCAAUAUUUAAAAUUGGGAAUAGCAGAGAUAUGCCUGAAAUACCAGAUUCGCUCUCCAAUGAGGCUAAGAGUUUCAUAAAGCUAUGCUUGCAACGAGAUCCAUCUUUACGCCCUACAGCCUCACAAUUGCUAGACCACCCUUUUUUACGAGAUCAUGGAGCGAGAGUUCCAAUAAGCCAUCUUUCAUCUGCCUACAACUUUGAUGGAAGCCACACACCGCCAGCAUUGUUGGAUAUGCAAUACAACAGAAAUGGCAUCACAUCAUCCCAUGAGGCGGAGUAUUCCAUCAAGCCUGCAAUCUCCAACGUCAGAGCACCGAGAACUUCGAGGGACGAUUCGAGAAUGAUUACCUCUUUACCUGUAUCCCCUUGCUCUAGCCCAUUGCGGCAGAGUGUGCCAGCCCACCGAAGUUGUUUCCUAUCUCCACCACACCCUCUCUUCCCCCUGAUGGGUCCAAAUGGCAGCAGCGGUUAUAACAUGACCGAGUUCUCAUUACAGCCCACGAGACAAAUCCCAGGUCUAUCUCACAGUGAUUUCGUCCUAGAAACCACCUCCCUCACGAACCGCGUGGCAGGUGGCUCACCAAUUACGAGACGCAACUGAGUUGUGCAUACACAGACGAGAUAUAGACUUUUCCAUACCGAGAGUGUUUCCUUCGAGUAGCCUGAAGCUUGCUUCGGAAGGGAGAUGGAGGUAUAGGCCAAGAGUGAAGCUGAGUUUUGGUGCAUAUGUGGGUGUUAUAGCCAGAUGGUUUGGUUGGUUCUCUCUUGAUUCAAGAUUUGAGGCUAAAUCAACGUUGUGUAAAAAUGGUCUCAUCUUUGGUGUUGUAAAUGAGAGGGCUGCCGCCGCCGUUGUUGUAACAUAUAUGUACUGAUAAAUCUGGUUCUUUGGUGUAUAAGAGAAAGAAAGAAAAUUGUCCGGUGCCCGGUGACUUUCGCCGGAUUCCGGAAUGUUGACAGGGUUCUUAGGAUGGGCAUUGUACUGAACAAUUUGUCUAAUCACAAUGAUUGAUAUGCGUUCCCUUGAACUGGAAUGAAAGUGAAAGGCUUGUUGUUGUUUUAACAAGAGAAACAAACAGCAUAUUUUAUGAUCAACCGUGUAGUGUCGACCUCUCUGGAGAAAAUCUAUAACGGGCUAUGGUGGAUGCAUGUUUGUUCUACGCCAUUUUGGGGUGGAUUGACUUUUCUUUGAGAAGAGGAUUGGGAGAGGUACAAAAUGACUUGACAAUAGUGAUUGGGAAAACAACCAACUAGGAAUCAUUAACAAAGGAUCCGUGAUAGAGAAUCUCCCCUUUAAAGGGUAUUUGCUAGCAAUAUGAUAGAAACAAUACCCUCAAAAAAGACAGCGAAAGAAGUAGAUUUCGAACCAGCAUACGCAAAGCAAAGAGUGUUAGGGUCGGAGAUAGAUGAAACCAAUCAGAAGGACAAAUCGUGCAAGCAAAGCCGAGAAACAGACCGCAGCACAACGACUAGGACUCAUGUCGGAGGAGUUUUGAGCAUGAUAGGAUUGUUGAUGCUCUCCUUGUACUACCCGGUCGGAAUUACUGAGAACCCAAUGAUUCCCCUCAAGUUCGAAACAUAUUCGCUCCGGUAUAAAUUACUGAGAACCCAAUAAUCUCAUCGAGUUCGAAACAUAUGAGGGAUCAGUGAAUUAAGUUUUUAUAUUUUUAUCUCUAUGUUCAUCCGAUUAAUAAGUUCUUAUAUUUUUAAUGGUAUGAAACAGUAGAACCAUGGUCAAACUACAAUUUCGGUACAAAAUAUCAUACCACUAACUUAUUUUUUUCGGUAUAACAUAUGGUACGGUUUCACAAUCUUUAAUUGGUAGGCGGGCUUAUUAGAGAGGAUGUGAGUGAAGUCCCUUGACCAACGAAAGAACAAUUUGUGCAUUCCAACCGUUGCUAAUCAGCUCGGUGAUCGAAUCCAUAAGGUAAAAUGCAGAUUAGUUCAUUACGAAACAAAUUAAUUCUCUCUAUAAAUAUUAUUCGUUAUCAUUCUGAUUAAUUGUUCGAAACACGAUGUUGUCGUUUUAAUAUGUGACAAAAUUUAAUGAAUAUAAUUCUUAAUG
Linum trigynum is the source of this 3770-nucleotide messenger RNA. The record is from the annotation of a GenBank genome assembly. NCBI's taxonomy places the organism in Eukaryota, Viridiplantae, Streptophyta, Magnoliopsida, Malpighiales, Linaceae.